AUGACCUCACCAUCAGUAGUGAUGUCGCCAUCACUAUCGAUGCCAUCUGCUCAGCCUGCAUCUUCAAUUGAUCCAAUUAUCAUACGUAACAUCAUUGAUGAAGCAUUUCGUGUGAAAACAGAUAAGCAGGGUCGUAUCACUCCAUCAACGAAGCAAAUUGGCUAUGAAUUAUUUGUAAGCAGAUUCGAGCCAUGCCUUCUGAUUGAUGCUUUUGCGACAGUGAUUGAACAGUUUCCCGUUGUUGCAGCUGAAUGUCCAAAAUAUAAUAGCUGGUGGACACCGAGAUUUUACCAUUUGAUUUUUCUCAUUGCACAGGCUUUCAUGACCGUUUUAGCUUCGGAACGUGCACCAAAUAAAACGAAAGAGAAAAAUCGUAAGCAAGAUUCAUUUUCAAAUGUUCAUGUAAAUGUCACUGAUGAGCAACGAUGCAGAAUUUUGAAGGAUGUGGUGUCGCUGAAUUUUAGUUUCGACUCAAAUUUUUGGACUUUAGCCGAUUAUGUGUUAAAUUUCAACAAGUGUCCAAAGGAUGUAGUGACAAUUAUUUCUGAUGCUGCAUCGAUUGGAAAAGCAAGUUUUUCUGCUGUUGAUUACUGCAUUCGUAAUAAAGUGCUUUCACGUUACUUCGACGAUCCAGCAAUUUUAUACUCUGCUGCUCUUUUGGGUCCUCUACGUGCCGGUAGUGUUGAAUCAUUUGCUGCAAAAAGAGGUGAAGAAUUUCGACAAAGAUGCCGUGAAGUUUUAUUACGAGUAGAAAAAUUGGCUGGUUCGCCAAAGGAAUGGGAACGUGCAAUUGUUGAAUAUUUGGGAUCAGUAAAGCAAAACGAUUCGAAUGGCAGAGUUGUGGCAUAUACAUACGUUGGAUUUCGUAAUUCAUUUUCAACCUUGAUGAGAGAUUUAAGGGGAUUACCACCAUCAGAUGAUCGAAUCAAUGUUAGAUGGGCUCAUCAGUUAGUGAAAAAAUGUGCCGCGAAAUAUUACUGCGAAAAGACGUGGAAGAUUGAGAAUUUGCAUGAAGUGAUUUGGACAAUAUUGGCGCAGAGACCGUCCAUGAGAAAAUUCGUCGUGCAGACACUCAGCAAAGAUUUUAAUGAUCCUCAAGGUGCAGAAAUGUGGCGAAUUUGCAAAAUACCGGCUGAUGCAAGAAAGCAUAUGUCACAUAAAAGUAAAGAAGAACACUUAGAUCCGCGCACUCCGAAUCCACCAUAUUUAAGCUUGCCGGAAUCAGUGGAACCAAUCGAGUUUGUACGACAUCCAUCACAUUUGAAGCGUGUUGCCAAUCUUCUGGAAGAUUAUGCAAAUGAUAGUUUCCCACCAGUUGGUGUAGAUGCAGAGUGGUCUUCCUAUGUUUCCUAUAGCAAAGCAACCAUUCUACAACUGGCUAUUCCAUAUCAUAUAUUUAUAAUAGAUGUUGAUGAGAUCAAAUCAGAUAUACUAGUGGUUUUUUUUGAAAAAUUAUUCGUUGAAUGGAAACUUUUAAAAAUAGGUUAUCAGUUUGAUGAGGAUCUUAUUCAACUACGAAGUGCGGUACAACGUUGUUCAGCUUUAUAUCACCCAAAAAAUUUGAUAUGCAUUGGCAAACUUGUUAAAUUGUUAAUGAAAGAAAGCGCGCAAAGGCCAGAGAUAAACCUGGAUGGAGUUUUCCAUUCUGAAAAAGUACAGACAAGUGAAAGAUCUACAGAUGGAAUAAGAACUGAUAUUAUAUCUACUGAAAUGGAUGGAAAUACAUGGACUUACACAACAGAUUGUAAGGAGGAUGCGAAAGAAAGGAUGAACUUUGUCUCAGUUGAUAUACUUCAAGCAGUAAAUAAAUCCGAUGACGUAGCAUCAACAUCAACAGUAAAAGUAGAGGAAGUGAAGGGGUCAGUUACGUCGGAACAAAAAGAACAACAUAUGAGAGAAAAAAAAAAAGAAGAAAAUCCAUUACUAAAGGAAAUCAGAGGUUUAUCAGCAUUAUGCAAACGGGUGUUAGGUAAACCAUUAGACAAAACAGAGCAGUGUUCUGUUUGGGAUCGGCGUCCACUUCGCGAUUUGCAGUUGCGAUAUGCAGCAUUAGAUGCUUAUUGUAUGUUGAUGCUAUAUGAGAAGUGCGUUGAUUGGGCAUCUCGACUUGAUCUCAAUAUAAAUGAAAUUUGCUCAAAGCAAGAACCUCUCACUGGAACGCUACCACUUUUUUGUGACAAACAGUAAUUUCUUUUUCAAUCAAUGUUUUGAUAAUUCCUUCAGUCUUUUCAUAUAGAUUUUUGUCAAAUCUUGUCUGACUUUAAUAUUUCCCAGUAUUGAACAAAUUCUUUUAAUUAUAGCAUCAUUUAAUAUUUAUUGUUCUGUCUGGUUU
Loa loa (African eye worm) is the source of this 2332-nucleotide messenger RNA. Its product is annotated as 3'-5' exonuclease. Gene Ontology annotation, biological process: nucleobase-containing compound metabolic process. The transcript is spliced from 13 exons. Gene Ontology annotation, molecular function: 3'-5' exonuclease activity; nucleic acid binding. The coding region runs from base 1 to 2187 and encodes 728 amino acids. Lineage: Eukaryota; Metazoa; Nematoda; Chromadorea; Rhabditida; Onchocercidae. The record is from RefSeq and is a predicted model, not a curated record.